Filobasidium floriforme is the source of this 1930-nucleotide messenger RNA. RefSeq lists its product as uncharacterized. The transcript has 2 exons. NCBI's taxonomy places the organism in Eukaryota, Fungi, Basidiomycota, Tremellomycetes, Filobasidiales, Filobasidiaceae. Bases 174 to 1781 code for a protein of 535 amino acids. The record is from RefSeq and is a predicted model, not a curated record.
ACUCUAGGUGAAGAAGGGCCUAUCACCGUCUUCCAUGCCUCUAAUCGUAACCUUGGCAUUCCCGGCAACAUCUGCUAUCUAUAUUUCCCUCUCCCAGCACGUUCGGUCCGACGGCGUCUCGGCCAACCAACUAGAACAACCUCUUCCUCUCGAUUCACACCCUUCUGAAAAGAAUGCGCUUCUUCCGCUUCCCUUCCCUGCUGGUCCUGGAAGUCUACCUGGUACUAUCACUCGCCGUUCACGGUCGGCCGACUCCAGUGAUUCAAGGCCGACAAGGCGGUGCCGUCACUGCUGUCGUCGAUGUGACCGUAUUCGAGACGAUGACGCCGUCUGGUGGCUCUCCACCAGCAUCCAAUACCGAUUCCUCGACCCAUUCCGAAAUCACCUCUACUACGAGCCGCACACAAGCGGCCAGCACCACCACGACCGGGGCUUCUUCCACCGAAAGCCUCCCGAUCACUACGCUAUCAACAUCAGCAUCAUCAACAACAACAGAUGCGUCCUCUAAACCCACAAGCCUGGCAGACGAGGAGGUAUCAGCAACGACAGAAACGACAUCGACUGGGACCAAGGAGAUGACCGAGACCGGCGCAGUAGACACGAGCACCGGUACAAGUAGCGCCAAGGAGAGCGUGUCCGAGGUUGUCUCCACGGUCACAGCCACGUCGAUCUACUCUGAAGCGGGCGCCUUGAUAACGAGCGCCAGUAUUCAGGUGGUCACCGUCGAUCGACCCGUCGGGGGUAUGGUGCCCGCCCCUGUUGCCACCCCGGUCCAGGUCGUCACCGCCAAUCCUAUCGCCAACCCUGCCGCCAAUCCCGUCGGCAACCCGAUCGCUCCUCGACCUAGCACCGUCGUGACCGGUCGACCCAUUACCGCCAGCACCACCUUGUCAAGUCGUAUGUCUCGACUCGGUUCAUCCACCACCGCAUCAGCCUCGUCGACUACUGCCACCGCCAUUGCCCUCGUCCCGCUCACGACCAACAGCGAAGGAGACGCCGCUCCGGCUACCAAGACCGAAUCCUCUUCCCAGAACAAACCCCCUAAGCUCGCCGACAUGCUCGUCCAAGGCAUCUCUAGCACUUGCGAAUUGACCUGUGCCGCGUUCACCGACCUCGUCGAGGAAUGCAAGGGACCCAAUGUCAUGGAAGAUUUCCCCAGCGCCAACGAGGCUGAUGCACAGGAGCGAUGUCUCUGUAGUCAGCCUGAUCCUGUCCGCGAGUGCGCGGAAUGCGCCUCUGGGCUCAAGAUGUUGGGUUUGUAUGGGAGCUUUAUCAACCGGUGCCGAGUGGACGGGUUGUUGACCGUCGAAUCGACCAAGAGCAUCACCGUCACUGACGUCGCCAAGGCCACAGCGACUACCACCACCAUCGACCCCUCGUCCUCGACUACCAAAUCUACCGUCGAAAAGGCCGAAUCCGGCAGCAAGAAGAGCGGUUCCCAGACCUUUGGCCCCGAGGAGAUCUGCAACGUCGACGGACAGUCCAUCUCGAACCGAGAAGCUUACGAUCAAUGCGUCACGGACACUCGGGCGAUGAACCUGUCGAUCGGGCCUGAUGGGACCAUCCACCAGGACCAAGAUCAAGCUACUAACAAGUCCAGCUCGACGUUCUGUCAAGAUGCAGGGUCGAUGAGCAGCGCUUGUUACACGACCAUCUGUGAGGGACAGUUCAGCGCCGAGUGUUUCAGAAAGCUCGAGGGCGGGGCGUUGUCGGUUCAUGGGGUCGGUAAGGGGAUGGUCACGACCGUCUUUGUCGUCGUGGCAGCGUUUGCGUUGUUGUAGGCUUGUGUCAGUGUUCUAACGAGUCAGGUCGCCGGGCGAUGUAAUCGGGUGCUUCCCCAUCAGAAUGUCUGUUUUCAUUAUAUGCAAGUCAAAAUCCGAGGGCAAUGUCGACGAGAAGCAGGAGAUCGAAGGAACCGGGAGUAUCCAAU